AUGGAGCGACCUCUCUUUCCUUGGCCCACCAGCCUCACUGAAAGCCCCACGCUCACUGACCUCUCCGACCUUGAUUAUCCUGAUGAGACCGAUCACUAUUUGAAUACCACUGCGCAACCCGUCGCUGCUUCUGCAGGUCCGAUGAGCUAUGGUGCCGAUAUCUUGAUGCUCCAGGAUGGUGUCUACCUGCCUAGCUCUCAGGGAGCACCAUACCAGCCAGCUAUUCCAGAAAACAAUACUCCUUUCUUGCAGAAUGCCGUUGGCCAGUACACAUACCCUGGACCCAGCAACUACCAGCCGAAUACCUGGGUCAAUCAGCAGCAGCCGGAAUUGUUUAGUGGCGUCUUUGAAUCAGUUGUGCCGACGCGUAUGCAGGACCACGUGGAUGACUUGACUCAGGGCUUGUAUUCAUCUGGAAGUGAUGACAUGAUCGGACCAAGGUAUGUCAAUCGAAAUCGACAUGCUCACAGCGCCGUUCAUACAUGA
Aspergillus luchuensis is the source of this 486-nucleotide messenger RNA. RefSeq lists its product as uncharacterized. The transcript has a single exon. Lineage: Eukaryota; Fungi; Ascomycota; Eurotiomycetes; Eurotiales; Aspergillaceae. The record is from RefSeq and is a predicted model, not a curated record. The coding region runs from base 1 to 486 and encodes 161 amino acids.